CCUUCUGCUCAUCAGCCUGACCUCCUGUGUCUGUGGAACAUUUGUAUUGAACGUGACAGAGACCUCCUACCAGGCAGAGGAGAACCACAACAUCACACUGGAAUGGAUGUUUACAACCAAAACUGACAGUUCCUCCACCGUACUUAUAAUUAUUUGUCAACUGUUAACUGAUGUUAAACCCUUGGUCCUGUAUCAUCUAUAUGAGGGUGUUGAGGACUCAGAGUUUCAGGAUGGACAGUUUGCAGGACGAGUUCAGUGUGACAAAGACGCCCUCAGAGAAGGACGAAUCAGACUUCAUGUGUCCAGACUCAGGAUUGAUGACUCGGGUCUGUACGUUUGUAAAGUGAAAACAGAUUCUGGUUGGAACAGAGGAAAAGGCCGGCUCAAUGUCACUGCAGCGAGGGAUUGGCCUGAACCUGAGAGACCAAACACAGCGAGUCGGGAAAGGAUCGGCCUCUACUGUGUACUGGGACUGACAGCAGCAGCUAUAUCUGUACUGGCUGUUUAGUCAUUCACUCUCUGCCUGUUAAACAAGAUUUAUACUCGGUCCAGUGGUGGAUUUCAGAAAACUGACAGUUUAGCAGAUGGAUCACAGGAAACAGUUUGAUUCAAUUUUAUACCAAAGACACAGAACAUACUAGUUUCCCAUUGGCUGUCAGGUAACCAUAGCAACAACAUCGAUGCUUCAUGCACUUAAAUUACAAACUGUAAAAACUAAUAAUGGAAAAAACACAUCCUGCCUUUAUUUUAUGCUUUCUGUGAGUGUUGGGACAUGCUGGACACUUACACAUUGAUUAUGUAUGUAUAAAGAGGAUGAACA
Thunnus maccoyii (southern bluefin tuna) is the source of this 820-nucleotide messenger RNA. RefSeq names its product butyrophilin-like protein 8. The transcript is spliced from 3 exons. NCBI's taxonomy places the organism in Eukaryota, Metazoa, Chordata, Actinopteri, Scombriformes, Scombridae. The coding region runs from base 107 to 508 and encodes 133 amino acids. The record is from RefSeq and is a predicted model, not a curated record.